UUCUCCAAUUAUAGUUGGUUUGCAAAAUCAAAAUGACAACUUCUGGGAUAUUGGGACAAUGGCCCCUACUUGCAUUUACUUUGGCAAUUUGCUUAGUAGCAACUACUGUUGUUGCUGAUUACUCUUAUGGCUACACUUCUCCCUCGCCCUCUAAGUACUACAAAUCACCAUCGCCGUCAAAGUACCAUGCCCAUGUAACGGUCUCUUACAGACAUUAUCCUUCACACUAUUACAAGUCGUCUUCGCCAUCAAAGUACCAUAGCCAUUCACCAAACGUUUACAAAUCACCUCUACCUUUGAAGCAUGAAUAUUACAAAGCACCAAAACCAACAAAAUAUUACAAAUCGCCUCUACCUUUGAAGCACGAUUACUACAAAGCACCAAAACCUACAAAAUAUUACAAAUCACCUCUACCUUUGAAGCAUGAUUACUACAAAGCACCAAAACCAACAAAAUAUUACAAAUCUCCUGCUCCUUCAAAGUACAACUACAAGUCACCGUCGCCGACUAAGUAUUACAAGUCACCUACUCCUUCAAAGCACUACUACUAUAAGUCACCAUCACCAGCAAAAUAUUACAAAUCACCUGCUCCAUCGAAAUACAACAAGCCAGUACCACCAACAAAAUAUUAUAAGUCACCAGUUUACUACAAGUCUCCACCACCACCAGCUUAUUAUGAGAAAUCGCCUUCUUAUUACAAGUCACCUCCACCCCCUCCAAAAUACUAUGAACAUUUACCCUCCUAUUACAAAUCUCCCCCACCUCCACCAAAAUACUACGAGCAGUCAUCGUCUUCUUACAAAUCUCCCCCACCUCCACCAAAAUAUUACGAGCAGUCACCUUCAUACAAGUCUCCACCUCCACCACCAAAAUACUACGAGCAAAUACCUCCAACUUACAGUGCACCACCUCUACCAAAAAUCUCUGAACAAUUACCAUCAUAUUAUAAUUCACCACCACCACCAUCGACAAACUACAAUAAGCAAACUUCUACCUAUGCAUCAACUCCCCCACUUGAAAAGUACGAUCAAUCUCCCACCUACAGUUCACCUCCACCUCCAUUACCGUCACCUCCACCAACCUACUACUAAUUAAUAUUCAAGUCAUUCGCCUCCAAAAUAGCUAUCAUUUCCUUGCUUUCAACUUCUUAGCAAACACUUGUUUGGAGCGUCUCCCAUUAUUGUUCUACCUCAGUCCUAAACUACAUGUAUGCUUACAGAAAUGAUCAUCUUUCAUUGGUGUUAUUUUACAAUUUGUAUUUGAUAUCUAAUUAAGAUUAUUGAGAGCUAUAUUGAUUCGGCUCAUUGUAUUAAGCUCUUUUUGAAUUUAAUCUCUUGAGAAUU
Molecule: messenger RNA, 1343 nt
Organism: Nicotiana tabacum (common tobacco)
Lineage: Eukaryota; Viridiplantae; Streptophyta; Magnoliopsida; Solanales; Solanaceae
Source: RefSeq, a predicted model, not a curated record